This is a messenger RNA of Neohortaea acidophila, 1210 nucleotides long. Its product is annotated as nucleophile aminohydrolase. Gene Ontology annotation, biological process: ubiquitin-dependent protein catabolic process. Gene Ontology annotation, cellular component: proteasome core complex, alpha-subunit complex; proteasome core complex; nucleus. The transcript has 3 exons. NCBI's taxonomy places the organism in Eukaryota, Fungi, Ascomycota, Dothideomycetes, Mycosphaerellales, Teratosphaeriaceae. The record is from RefSeq and is a predicted model, not a curated record. Bases 52 to 819 code for a protein of 255 amino acids.
CACUGCCUCUCCUUCCCUCCCUCCAUCCUCUUUCAUUCAAACAUCGUCAAGAUGUUCCGCAAUAACUACGACAACGAUUCCGUGACGUUCUCCCCCCAAGGCCGCAUCUUCCAAGUAGAGUACGCGCAAGAGGCAGUCAAGCAGGGUUCGGUUGUGGUGGGAAUCGUCAGCAAAUCUCAUGCCAUCCUCGCAGCGCUAAAGAGAAACGCGGAAGAGCUCUCAUCAUACCAGCGCAAAAUCAUCCCCGUCGACACCCACUACGGCGUCGCGCUCGCCGGCCUCGCAUCCGAUGCUCGCGUACUGUCGAACUUCAUGAAGCAGCAAUCCCUCGCCUCCCGCCUCACCUACGACCGCCCCAUCCUCCUCUCCGAAAUCACGUCUCGCAUCGGCGACCGCGCGCAGACCAACACCCAACACUACGGCCGAAGACCAUACGGAGUGGGCUUGCUGAUUGCAGGCGUCGACGCCCGUGGCCCGCAUCUCUUCGAGUUCCAACCGAGCGGCGUGACUUUGGAGUGCGUGGCUGGCGCAAUCGGCGCACGGUCGCAGAUGGCUCGCACCUACCUCGAACGCAACCUCGAUGCCUUUGAGGACUGCAGCCGCGACGAGCUCAUCAAGCACGCCCUCCGCGCCCUCAAGGACAGUCUGAGUCAGGACAAGGAGUUGACGGUGGACAACACGAGCGUGGGCAUCGGCGGGCUGGAGGAGAACUUUAAGCUGUAUGAAGGGCAGGAGAUUGCAUCGUGGCUGGAGACAACAUUCGAGAACAAGGCGGAGGGCGAGGCGGGUGGUGGGGAGGGCAUGGAGGUGGAUAGCUGAGCGGGGUGAGAUGAAAUGAUGCAUGGCGAGGCGUUUGAGCAUCAUACUUUUGAAGACAUUGUUCACUGUUCUGACUUUGAAGCUGAGAGGAAGCUUCUGCCAUGUCCGCGGAAAGUCAGGUCUGCACUGCCAGCGACUCGCAUUGUCAAUCCGGCGUCUCCGAAUCCUUCGCGUCAACCAUGCUGCAACUACGACCCCAUCGUCGUUUGUAUGUGAAUUAUUAGCUGUUGGAUCUGACGUUAUGUCCGAAAACGGAGUGGAGUUUCGGACAAGAGCGUGAUAGAGUUCAGGGCUGCUGACCGGCCAUUCCGAAACACUCCCAAAAUUCAUUCCGAAGGCAGCAUCCAACAGCUCCGAGCUCCGAAUAUAUAUCAUCAACGACGCUCCCACU